Molecule: messenger RNA, 4787 nt
Organism: Numida meleagris (helmeted guineafowl)
Lineage: Eukaryota; Metazoa; Chordata; Aves; Galliformes; Numididae
Gene: AANAT
Product: aralkylamine N-acetyltransferase
Exons: 3
Coding region: 3431-4048 (205 amino acids)
Biological process (GO): circadian rhythm; melatonin biosynthetic process; response to light stimulus
Cellular component (GO): cytoplasm
Molecular function (GO): aralkylamine N-acetyltransferase activity
Source: RefSeq, a predicted model, not a curated record
UGGGUGCCCGGCUUGGGUGCACGGGUCCCUGUGGCGAAGGCAGUGGAAGGUGUAAAGCAGGGCUGGUAGCAGUGCCGUCAAAAGACAGGGCUGCAGCUACCCCAGGCAGCGCGAUCGCGGAGCACCGGGAUAACCCGGCGCAAACAGAGGGACCAAGGGCUGCGCUCGGGUCCUCUCACUGCAAAGCCCGUCCCGAGAGCGCUGCUCUGAGGUCGCUGUGAAGGUGCUGAGGGUGCUGCUGCACGGCAAGUCUCCGGUGCCGACCCUCUGCAGCUGUGGGAGCGGACAGACACCGAGCAGGACGCUCCCUCUUGCCACGGUGCCGCCGAAUCCAACCUCUGCUGCGCUGGGCUGCCUUCAGUUGCUCUGAAAUGCCACUUCUGAACAGCAGAAGGUUUUUCCUAACGAUUACUUUUGCUGACCUUCCCAGCUGUUCCUUUCCCAGGAGCUCACGCCUGGGAUAAUCCCCAUUUGGUUACACUGGUCCCAAUGGGGACAACUUCAGCUGGCUUCUCUUCCCCUGCCCCUCGUGUAACAGCCCCCAGGAGCAGCCGGCUGGGGCACACGUAAAGAUGCAUUGUGUCUUUCCCUGGCCAAGCCCUGCUCUCCCUGCCCGCUGCCUGCCAGCUCGCCCCGAGCAUUCAGUGCUCAGCAAUCAGCUAAAUCAGCUUUAUCCCUCUGUGGGCAGUCACGCCAGGGUAAAGAAAUCAGCACCAGAAGCCUGAUGGGAUCCUCUGCCGGCUCGUCAUCUUAAAGCCUCUCACCUCUCCUCGUCUUUCAUCACGGUUAUAAACCCCUUAGAACUUCAUCACGUGCUCCAUAAAUAACAAAUAUAUAAGCGAGGUUCUGUGUGUGGCCGCAGCCCGAUCCCUGCCGUCCCACGGCCGCGAGGAGCCGCAGGAUCAGGCUGCAGAGGAGCAGCACCAGGUCCCCAUCUCACAGCCGGUAAGCCCAGCAUUUCUGGGACCUGGUGGUCCCCAUGGCCUUGGGGAUAACUGGUGGCCUGUGGGUCGCUGCGGUGUUCUGGGGCACGGGGAAUUGCCCCAGAGGGGAGGGAGCUGGGGCACUGAGCUUGGCUUGCCCUGGAUUUUGGAGGUGAGAGCGUGGACUUUUAUUAUUUAUACCUGAGCAUCUCUGUGGGCCAUGCAGAUGCUUUGGGCUCUGCAGUGCACAAACACAAAGUAGGGAUGGACAAUUUUACAGCGUGCACUUGGCAUGCUGCUACAUGUACCUUGACACAGGGGGGUCUGGAAAGGAGCCACAAGAUGCCCUGGAGCUUAAUAUACCCUGGGGUACAAAUGACUCUUGCAGGAGGCUGUGUUAGAGCGGGGGAGACAGGUUGAUGGAGCUGGGAAAAGAGGGGUUUCCUCCUAACUCUAGUUAUCCCUCCCUGUGUGCCCAGGGACCUGCAGCCAUCUCAGCGUGCACAUUCCCUGCAUGCCAAAGACCUUUGCGUGUGCAGGGAGCUGAGAAGCUGAGCAAAAAGCAAAAUCUCGUUUCCAGAAAAGAAACACAGCUCUACCAGCCCGCUGGCUGUAUGACCUGGGUUGCCAGAAGUGCCAGAGGGGAAAAGAUUCGAGGAGAACGAGCUGAGAGCAGUGCUGCUCCCCACAGCGCUUCUGCUCAGGCUGUUGUGCUGGGGUGCUGAGAAGUUUCUAUAAGUACAGGGGGUGCCUGAGCCACCCCAGCCUGCUGCAGAGCCCUGAUCCAGUCAGCGGGGUGAGCAGAUCCAGCAGCUGAUGACAAGCUAUGAGUCCUACAAAAAUCACAGCGCCCGUCUCCCGCCGUACUGCCACACUUUGCUCCCGUCCCAUCCGUGGGAGCACGAAGCACUCGUUCCCAGUGUGUUGGUUUGUCUUGCACUUACCCCUUGGCGAUAAGAACUGGCACGAGGGAUGCAAAAUACUUCCCCUGUCCCUGAUAGCCCUAGUGCCCAGAGAGCACGUCCACUGCUAACCCAGCAAUUCUUUGAAAGGGAAUCGCAGCAACACCCCACCUCACCACUUCCAGCACCCAGCCCUCACCCUUUCCAGAUGGAAAAUUCCCAGCUCGCUCUGGCUCUGCCCUGCGCAACGCUUGUGCUGGUAAUGCUUUUGUUUCUAUAAAUCCUAUUAGCUGGAGGCAAGGCUAUAAUUAGCAGGGAAAGCCGGCACCUCUCAAACAAUAAUCAGAAAUGACCUGGCUCCACGCUGGCUUUGCUGCCAAUUGUUCUGAAUAUUGGCUGACCGGUGGCUCCCGCUUGGCUGGGAGCUGCUGCCACUGUUCCUGCCCGCAGGCCAAGGGUGCUCGGGUUGCGCUUCUCCCUGGGUUUAUUAACUUGGUUUGAUCGGGCAUGAAACAUGAGGCUGAUUUAUGAUGCAGAAUCUGACCCAAGCAGAGGGAUCUGGCCGGGCUGUGUCAGGCGGGUGGGGAUGGAUGGGACGGAGCAGCAGGGACAGUCUUGGGGUACGGCCAUUGGACUCAAGGGCUCUUUGAGCAAUGCUGGGGCUCUGCUUUUCCCUGCAAGGGAACACUAGAGGACUGCUCUCCUGAGCAAACUUCUGCACAAGCAUUUACAGGGUCCAAUCCCACAUCUGUUCAGCAACGGCACCCUGACAGCACGAGGGGACCUCCCAGCCCUUGGGGUGCUUGUGACUCCAGGCACUGGAGCAGCUGCAGAUGGGCUCAUCCUGCCCAUCUCAGCCAGCUUUUCCGCUGUGGCCAUGACUUAAGUGCCUAACGGGGGCUAAGCCAUCUCAUUUACCCCCUGAGCAAGCUGGAAAAGCGAAUAAACCCCCAGCAGCAAAAGCUGCCUCAGACUGCAUGACAUAGAAUUGUAGAACACCCUGAGAUGGAAGAGACCCACAAUGAUCACGGAGUCCAACCCCUGGCCCCACGCUGCACCACUCAAGCCCUACAUGUGACAGCAGCGUCCCCAAGCUCGCUGAGCUCUGGCAGCUCGGUUCCAUGCCCGCUGCCCCAAGGAGCUGCCCCACGUCCAGCACCUGCUGAUGCAGAACCUUUCCCUAAUCCCCAGCCUGAUCCCCUGACGCAGCUCCAGGCUGGUCUUCUCUGGUGCACACAUGGCACUGACGUCACCCUCAUGGCCUGGACAGGGACAAGAUGCCUGACCCCGGCUCUAUCCCACUGCCCAGAUCCUGGGCACAGAGUCCCUGGGGCUAGAGGUUGGCCACAGUGCACAGCUCUCUCCAGCUCUGAGGGGUGACAGCAGUGUCACCGUGGGUGGGUAUUUGCUGCAAAUAUCUCCACACACACACACACACACACACACACACGUAUAUAUAGCAAAAGGAUGGCAGGCAGCCUAAUCCCGUGCGUGAUCAACAGGUAUUUUCGACAGCUAAGAGCUCUGGAAGAGAUUGGCUGAAAUUAAGGGUGCCGUGACGCUGCCGGAGCUGCCCCAGAUAACCGCAGCCGGGAGCAGAGCAGGAUGCCCGUGCUCAGCGCGCUGCCGUUCCUGAAGCCCGCUCACCUGCAGGGCACCCAGAAUUCUCCCGGGCGCCAGCGCCGGCACACGCUGCCUGCCAGCGAGUUCCGCUGCCUCAGCCCCGAGGAUGCCGUCAGCGUGUUCGAGAUUGAGAGGGAAGCCUUCAUCUCCGUGUCCGGGGAUUGCCCGCUGCACCUGGAUGAGAUCCGCCACUUCCUGACGCUGUGCCCGGAGCUGUCCCUCGGCUGGUUCGAGGAAGGCCGCCUGGUGGCCUUCAUCAUCGGCUCCCUCUGGGACCAGGACAGGCUCAGCCAGGCAGCGCUGACCCUGCACAAGCCGCGGGGCUCAGCGGUGCACAUCCACGUGCUGGCCGUGCACCGCACCUUCCGGCAGCAAGGCAAGGGCUCCAUCCUGAUGUGGCGGUACCUGCAGUACCUGCGCUGCCUGCCCUGCGCCCGGCGCGCCGUGCUCAUGUGCGAAGAUUUCCUCGUGCCCUUCUACGAGAAGUGCGGCUUCAAGGCGCUGGGUCCCUGCCAGGUGACGGUGGGCGCGCUGGCCUUCACCGAGAUGCAGCACGAGGUGCGGGGUCACGCUUUCAUGCGCAGGAACAGCGGCUGCUGAGCCCCGCGGCCCCGCUCUGCGCCAGCAUCGCCGCUGGGAGGGAGGCGGGGGGUGGUCAGCGCCGCGAGCCCCCUCCGCCCCCACCGUGGCUGCGCGUCUUUCCCCGCUGGCCCCAGCUGCAGCCCCCUGCCGACGCGUCUGCCUUUUGGCCAAGGGAUGAGCCUGGCCCCAGCCCAUCCCUGUGCCUCCGACAUCCCUCCCCCCAGCGCUGGGGAAACACCCGGCCUGCAAGCACCGAGCCUGCACCCCUCUAGAGCUGGGGCUAUGAAGGGGAGCCCAGGAGGGCUGCGCCCCCAGGGGUUCCGUUAGGGAUGGAAAGGCCGAGAGCCUCAGCAGAGCCUGAAAACCCUGAGCCCCCAGCCCAGGGCUCCUCUCCCCGGCACACCCCAAUGCCAUGCGUGAGCUCAGUGGAAGCCAGGCCCUGCUCUGAGCAGCCCCUGCAGCCACCCCCCACCCACAGGCACCUUUCCAAGCAUGAGACCCCCAGGGUUCCCCCCACCCGUGGCCACCCCAAAUCACACAGCCAGGAUCCACCCCGCAGGGCCAGUCCUGCGCGCAGACAUCACCUGCCCAGGAAGAGCCCUCUGCAAAUGCCUUGGUCUGUUGUGAAGCAGCAAAUAAAGAUGCAGUGGUUUUCUACACGCCUAGCUCCAAGCAUAUGUGGGUCCAGCCAGGCAGUCUGGAGCCAUCCGGUGCUCUUAGGGGUGUCUCAGCUUUAAGGGAGAUGGGGCAGACCCAC